Erigeron canadensis is the source of this 840-nucleotide messenger RNA. Its product is annotated as calcium load-activated calcium channel-like. Gene Ontology annotation, cellular component: endoplasmic reticulum membrane; cytoplasm. NCBI's taxonomy places the organism in Eukaryota, Viridiplantae, Streptophyta, Magnoliopsida, Asterales, Asteraceae. Gene Ontology annotation, biological process: endoplasmic reticulum calcium ion homeostasis. The coding region runs from base 60 to 662 and encodes 200 amino acids. The transcript has a single exon. The record is from RefSeq and is a predicted model, not a curated record. Gene Ontology annotation, molecular function: calcium channel activity.
UCUUUUUCGUUCUCUUCAACAAUCAAUCUCACACACACACAAAAAAAAAAGUCAAAUCAAUGCCAUCUUCAAUCAUGUUCACCACAUCAAAAUACUCCGACGGCUUAACAGUAGUCGCAAUAUCCUUUAUCACAGCCUUAAUCUGUGAAUCAAUUUCAUACCUUUUGAUCUACCGUACCAAUUCUUACAAAUCCCUCAAAUCCUCAAUCGAUCGCGCCUCCAAAAAACUCGAAACCAUGAAACAAGAAUCAUCACCCAGUUCAAAUCUCGCAAUACCCACAAAUAAAAAACCAAAAAGCAAGAAAAUUGAUCGAGUUGAAACAUCCUUAAAAGAAUCUAGUAGGGACUUGUCUUUGUUUAAGUUGAAAUCAGGUGGGGUUGUGGCUUUGGUUUUGUUUGUUGUUUUUGGGUUUUUGAAUAGUUUGUUUGAAGGAAAAGUUGUUGCAAAAUUGCCUUUUGUUCCAAUUAAACUUGUGCAGAAAAUGAGUCAUAGAGGUUUAGCUGGUGAUGAUAUGACUGAUUGUUCAAUGGCAUUUUUGUAUUUUUUGUGUUCUAUUAGUAUUAGGACUAAUUUGCAGAAGUUUUUGGGGUUUGCACCCCCUCGUGGCGCUGCGAAUGGGGCGGGUUUGUUUCAGAUUCCUGAUGCUGCCAAGACGAGUUGAUCGAUGGAUUUGAUCACUGAGGUUACUUGUUUUUAUUUAUAGAUUUUACUUUUAUGAUUGUUAACUUGUUUUAAUGUUGUUUAGUAUGAUGGAUUGUAGUAAUGAGGAAUAACUUUUGGAUGAAUGAAUUGUAUUGAUUAUAAUUGUUAUAAUGAUUGCGAUUUGGAUUUGAUGUCGA